Brassicogethes aeneus is the source of this 1483-nucleotide messenger RNA. Lineage: Eukaryota; Metazoa; Arthropoda; Insecta; Coleoptera; Nitidulidae. The record is from the annotation of a GenBank genome assembly.
GAAGUUCUGUCAAAAAAGGUAAAAAUGGCUAGUGUAGGGUUUAGGUGGUUGGAUAUUUUAGAAAAAGAGUUUGAUAAAGCUUUCGUGGAUUUAGACUUGGCCAUAGGAGAGUUGGAAUCUGAGGAACCUGAUGUUGUUUUUAAUGUUAGACAGAAAUUGUGCACACUUAGUUCAUGUUUUGCACAAUUGACACACAAAUCACAAACAAUAUUUCAAAAUAGUGCUAAAGUUGAGGCCGAACUGAUUCACAUGAGAACCGAAUUGGUGGAUUCCAAGGCGAAAAGAGAGGUUUUGGAAAGGGAACUGCACUGUCUGCUGUUGCAGCUGCACACGCAACAACUGGCCAAAUUGCCCGAGAGCAAGUUGUCCGGCAAAAAGGAUCAACAUUUUAUUCCAGAUGUAAAUAAUAUUAAGAAAAAGUUCGAGGCCGAAAUCAAACAAAGUCCUGUACACUUGGUUUCUGUUUCAAAUAGUUUAGAUGAAUUAAAACUAAAUCCGACUUCGCUGGAAAACGCAACAUACAAAGCGGAAAAUGCUCAACUACAAUUGGAAAACGCUACGCUUAGAAACUCGAUGUUAGCAUUGAGUAGCGAGGUUUACGGAGCUAAAUUGGCAGCUAAAUACUUGGACAAAGAAUUGGCAGGACGAAUACAGCAACUACAAUUGCUAGGACGUGAGAUGCGAGGCGAUGUCAGAAACAAACUUUGGAGACAAUUGGAAUCUGAAAUUCUCCUUCAAAGGCACAAGACUGUAGUUAGGGCUUGUAGAAGAAACAGCAUAUUAAAUGGUAACAGUAAAGUAGCCAAACCGGAAACGGAACAGAAUGGCGAAAGUAGCCAACAGAAUUUCGGUGAUAUAAGGACGGUGGUAGUGAAAAGAAAACCUGGUCAAGGAUUAGGCAUUAGUAUAACAGGUGGAAGAGAGCAUGGCGUGCCAAUUUUAAUCUCGGAGUUGGAACCUAACGGUCCAGCCGCCACUUGCCAGCAACUGUACAUCGGCGACGCCAUUUUGUACGUGAACGAUCGUGAUUUGAGACACGCGUGCCAUAGAGAGGCUGUAGGAAUAUUGCAACAGCAAACCGGCGACUGCGUCCUACAGGUUCAAUACGUCGCCGCCGACGACAGCGACAAUUCCUUGGAGGAUGACGGCUAUAGUUUUAGGUUUUUUGAUGAUGAAGUGUGUGAAACUAACGGUACGCUAAAUCCGCGUGAAAAUAGCGACGAAAUUUUGAACACGCCGACUGCGCCAAGAACACCUGAAUCAACGGCAACUAGUCGGUGAGUGACACAAGCACCUUAAUCAGACCAGUCAAACCAUUUCCUAAAUCUACACGAACUAAUUUUAUUAGUACGGUUUUAAAGUAUUAUGCACGUGCAAUAUAUGUGAUUUCCAAUUUUUAUAGAUAAUGAUUAUUGUAACUUUAUCUAUUUUGUAAAUAUAAACAAUUUAGCCUAAGUUUAUAAUAGUAGACUGUAAGUGUUGC